AUGUCUGUUUCUCCUAUUAUCGAUAAAAUAAAAAAAGUGGGAUACGAAAACCCUUAUUUCCUCAAAUUAAAGCAAGAUCAUCUUCUAAAGAUUAUGCUUCUUGGACCUGCUAUAUUAGCACUUCAUCAAAAACGAGGAUAUGAUGAAUCGAUGUUUCUUGAUCAAACCGACAAAAUUUGUAAUGAACUUGUUCAACCAUUCAAAACUAUCCCGAAACGAGCUCAUGAACUCAAAUCUCUUAUUGAUCAGCCACUCCUCCGAAAGCUCCCUGCAGCUGCAUACGAGGAGCUUAAAAGCUUCCGUUCCAUGGAUAGAGAUUUCUUAAACAUUACAUCUGAAUGCAUGAUGCACCAUCUCUAUGACUGUUUGAUUAGAAUUCCCCUCACAACUGUUAGUAGACAUCUUGAAAACCAUUUGCUAUUUGAAUAUGAUCGAGAUAAUGCAGAUCCGAGAUCAACAACGAUAUCGUCCAGAAAGUUAGUCCCGCUUACAAAUAAAUUUGAUGCUAGCUUACCUUUAGAUAGUGCUCUUAUUCUCCGUGUAGUUAUUAACAUUGCACGCAUCUUAAUAACAUUGAAAGGUAUCAUCCCCAGCGAGGUUAUACCUAUUGGGAAGAGACAAAGGUUAGGAAAAUCUGAGAUUACAUUUUAUGAUGACUUAGUUGUAAAGAAGGAAGCGGCUCUUUCUAUAUCAAUUCCCGUUUCGCCGAUCGAUAGGGUGGAGGUCCCUCUUGAGAAUGAGAUUGAGUUAAGGACUCGCAGCAACAGUUUCUUGAGAAUGAGUUAA
Messenger RNA from Funneliformis geosporum, 786 nucleotides. Lineage: Eukaryota; Fungi; Glomeromycota; Glomeromycetes; Glomerales; Glomeraceae. The record is from the annotation of a GenBank genome assembly.